ACAUAUAGAACAUCUCUAGCUGGCUUCUGGCCAAAAGUCAAACCCCUCUAGCUUUCUGCGGCUGAACGACUUAACGCAACAUUGUGCUGAUUCUCUUGGGCGAGCGCGCCGGAUACAGCACUGUACUUACCUAACAAGUGUCAAUAAACUGGAAACUUACCGGCACUAAACACAAAAGUUUAUGAAUCAGGUUUCUGACAGCAUUGACAGCAGCCUUGUCGUGUGGGGGACGAUGGAAUGCAGCACUUGAUCCUAGCACUAGCACAGUACCACACAAACUAGAUCCAAUAGCCUUUCACUUCGCUCAUGAGACAACGCAGGGUGAUUAUUCUCCAACAAUUCACACGUGGGAGUGAGAGCUGUUGGUCGGUUGGCGGCAAAGGUGCGCCCACUCCAGGAUUUUGGUGGACUAGGAUGGCCGUUAUCCUUCCUGCAGGGAUUGGAUCUUUGGGGGCGGGAUUCUCGCUUGCACUGGACAGGAUAUACAGUACUACUACUGCAGCAGCAUCUCAGCCAGAAGAGGAUGGAGGCGUUGAUAAGAGCCGCGCCCAGGCCAGACUGGUGCUAUUCCGCGCCGCGUAUCUUUCGACACAUGACGGCAGAGCUGGGUCUAGACCUGUAAGAACUGCAUGGAGAGGCGAGCUUAGAAGUAUCUCGCCCUAGAACUAUUAGCUUGGUGCGACCGCCACCGAGAGUCCUUUUAGGCUGGAGAUCGAAAGGAUGAAAUGCAAGCCGCCCGAUGCGGUAGACAGUCAAAGACAGUGUUAUCGGGUGGGAUGGUCUCCAGACAAGGCUCUAGGCACCCAUGAAUUGAAACGCGCGAGCUGCAGCCGGCCGACGAUCGUUGAAGCAAUGGCGCUCUCUAAGUGUCUCUCAUGCGGCCGCCCACUGCACGCUUUCGCGGUUAGAGAAGCCACAGGGAGUUCUAGGUUCUGAUAUCGAAGGGCUUCUGCUUCUAGGCCGGGGGUAGUACUCCGAGCAACCAGCUCUAUGAACGCAUGGCUGAUGCUGAUCAGAAUUUUAGGCUCUAGGAUCCCAGAGCAGGUGGCUUAA
Trichoderma asperellum CBS 433.97 is the source of this 1053-nucleotide messenger RNA. Lineage: Eukaryota; Fungi; Ascomycota; Sordariomycetes; Hypocreales; Hypocreaceae. The record is from RefSeq and is a predicted model, not a curated record.